Molecule: messenger RNA, 672 nt
Organism: Penicillium robsamsonii
Lineage: Eukaryota; Fungi; Ascomycota; Eurotiomycetes; Eurotiales; Aspergillaceae
Exons: 1
Coding region: 1-672 (223 amino acids)
Source: RefSeq, a predicted model, not a curated record
AUGGCACCUGCGAUCCGCGAGGUCACCCGGACGCUUAUCGAAGACGGCACCACUUUUGUGAAUGUUGUUACUCGGGAGAAUACCAAGCCGUGGCCAACCUUGAAUUUGGUUACAUACACAGCAGUGAAUCCAUACACGACUGUCAUUCGGGUCAUCGAUACAGGACCAACUGCUGCGCCUGAGAGUCCCCAUUCAAUUGAAAGCAGAGAACUAUCAGACGGAAAGAAGGGCGCAAUAGCGGGGUCUAUUCUCGGAAUUGUGGCCCUUCUGCUGCUCUUAUACUAUUUAUAUGUAUGUCGGUUGCAGUGGGGGAUGUCGAGUACACGAUCGGCCAAACUCCCACUUGGCCCGAAAGAUCCUGAAGCUUCAGAUCCGACACCUUCAGACCCCGCUCCCACUGAUGAUAAACUGGCAAGCAAAAAGAAAUCUGUCACCAUAUCGUCUGAUCUUCCACGAUAUUUUCCUCGAUACUCAGGCUCGAAGGACGCCAAGCCGAUUAUUACACCUCUUGUGAGAAUAACAACGGAAAUGAGCUUGCGGACUGGGCUGCAGACGAGAGAAGGGAGAUUGGGACGGCCAGUUCGCUUCAUGAUUCGAGAACGAGAGAAACCGCCGAGGGUGAAGAAGCGUCGGAGACAUAGGCGAAGCAAACACAAACGGCGCGAAGAUUGA